Molecule: messenger RNA, 2065 nt
Organism: Diachasmimorpha longicaudata
Lineage: Eukaryota; Metazoa; Arthropoda; Insecta; Hymenoptera; Braconidae
Gene: Bap60
Product: brahma-associated protein of 60 kDa
Exons: 7
Coding region: 222-1718 (498 amino acids)
Biological process (GO): regulation of transcription by RNA polymerase II
Cellular component (GO): SWI/SNF complex; nucleus
Molecular function (GO): transcription coregulator activity
Source: RefSeq, a predicted model, not a curated record
ACGCGGGACAAGAGCAGAUGACCGCAGCCAAGUCGUCAAAUAAUUUUUCGGCGUUUCUCGAUUUUUACGGAAAAAUAAGGCGAAAUAAUUAUUUUGCAUUGAAAAUUAUUGUUAGAAAUUCGUCAGAGUGUAUUUAGUAUCUUGGACAGUAUUGAUUGUGAGAAAAUAGUUGAAAGUUUUGGAGGUUAUUCAGAGGAGCUUGGAGUCUCACCUGAUAAAAAAUGGCGCAAAGAUUUCCUGGACCAAACGCCGGGAACAAUGGGCCACCUCCACAGAGGUACCCACCACCCUCUGUACCACCGAAUCUUCGACAAUAUCCAGGGCCAAAUUUCCCGAUGCAGUCUAGAUCAAGCUUCACUCCCCCACCCCAGAUGGGUAGCGGUGGUCCAGGGCCAGGAGGCAUCAUGAGACCCAACCAGCCUUACUCCAACAUGCGCCAAGGCCCCAUGCCUGCUCCUCCGGGUAAAAGGAGUGGUGAUCAACGAAUUCCCAUGUCCCAGCAGAAACCGUAUUUUUGGAACAGUGAUUUAUCACAUUCCACAUCGAAGAAGAAGAAGAAAUUGGCGGACAAAAUAUUGCCCCAAAAAGUACGUGACUUGGUGCCUGAAUCCCAGGCUUACAUGGAUCUACUGGCAUUUGAACGUAAAUUGGAUGCUACGAUAAUGCGAAAACGUCUUGACAUUCAAGAAGCCUUGAAGCGUCCAAUGAAACAGAAAAGAAAAUUGAGGAUAUUCAUCUCAAAUACGUUUUACCCCGCCAAGGAGGCUGGUGAGGGGGAAGAGGGCUCUGUGGCGUCCUGGGAACUACGAGUCGAAGGGCGACUGUUGGACGACACGAAAAAUGAUCCCAAUAAGGUGAAACGGAAGUUUUCCUCGUUCUUCAAAAGUUUAGUGAUUGAACUGGAUAAGGAUCUGUACGGUCCAGAUAAUCAUUUGGUCGAAUGGCAUCGUACCUUGACAACCCAAGAGACUGAUGGCUUCCAAGUAAAACGUCCGGGGGACAAGAAUGUUCGCUGCACUAUUCUCCUCCUCCUCGAUUACCAACCCCUUCAGUUUAAAUUGGAUCCAAGACUCGCUCGUCUGUUGGGUGUUCACACUCAGACCCGCCCAGUCAUCAUAUCCGCCUUGUGGCAGUACAUCAAAACACACAAGCUCCAGGACAGUCAUGAGAGAGAGUUCAUCAACUGCGAUAAGUAUUUGGAACAAAUUUUCGCUUGUCCACGAAUGAAAUUCGCUGAGAUUCCCCAGAGGUUGAACCCUCUCCUACAUCCACCAGACCCAAUUGUCAUCAACCACGUUAUCAGUGUCGAAGGGACCGAAACUAAACAGACAGCCUGUUAUGAUAUCGAUGUAGAGGUGGACGACACCUUAAAAACCCAGAUGAAUAAUUUCCUCCUGUCGACAGCAAGUCAACAGGAGAUCCAGAGUCUAGACAAUAAAAUUCACGAAACAGUUGAGACCAUAAAUCAGCUUAAGACAAAUCGCGAAUUUUUCCUGAGCUUCGCAAAGGAUCCCCAGCAAUUUAUCAACAAGUGGAUAAUCUCUCAGACACGAGAUUUGAAAACAAUGACAGAUGUCGUUGGUAAUCCGGAGGAAGAAAGGAGAGCUGAAUUUUACUAUCAACCCUGGGCUCAAGAAGCAGUUUGUCGAUACUUUUACACGAAAGUACAACAGAAAAGAGCGGAAUUGGAACAAGCGCUUGGAAUACGAAAUUCAUAAGCAACUAAUAUUCACCUGCAAUUCCCUUUUAAUUAAAUAUUAUAAUCGUAAAACUGUGAACUUUACUUUGCGGCUAAAGUCAUGCAAUUUCUCUGAAAACUUCAACAAUUGUCCAGCCGAUAAAAGGGGGAAUUCAGAAUUUCUUACAAUUUCCCUUCUUUUAUUUGAUCAAUUGUAUUUACAUUUUACGUCGCGAUGUAGUCGACAAAAUUCUCAUGCCUGUAUACAUAAUGAUAACUUCUUUUUCGCAUUUCGGAAAUGGUAAUAAUGUUUCAAGUAAUCCUGCCCCUUCACCCCCGCCGUAAAUAUGUAAGAAUAAAUUUGAAUAAUAAACUAUGGUGAAACGA